CCGCGAGGAGGCAGCGCCGCGCCAGGCGUCCGGGGCCGCACGAUGGCCGUGCAGGCGGCGCUCCUUCGCGCGCACCCCUUCGCGCCCUUCGGCUUCGGGGGCGCCCCGGACGGACUGGGGGGCGCCUUCGGGGCGGCGGACGGGGGCUGCUGCUUUGAGGAGGACGAGCGCGCCGCGUCCGCGGCGGAGGCCACGCGCGAGCUGCUCAGCUUCAUCGACUCGGCGUCCAGCAACAUCAAGCUGGCGCUCGACAAGCCCGGCAAGUCGCGGCGCAAGGUGAACCACCGCAAGUACCUGCAGAAGCAGAUCAAGCGCUGCGGCGGCCUGGCGGGCGCCGCGCCCCCGCCGCCCGCGCCCGACGGCGCCGCGAAGGUCCCGCUGCGGGCGCGCAAGCUGCCCGCGUCCUUCUUCACCGAGCCGGCCCGGGCGGGCCCGUCGGGGCCGAGCCUGGGCGAGCUGGAGCCGGGCGCGGCCGAGCUCCUGGAGUUGCUGGGGCCGGACUACGGCGCCGACCCCGAGGCAGGCGUCCUGCUGGCCGCGGAGCCCCUCGACGUGUUCCCCGCCGCAGGCCUGCGGGCGUCCCUGGAGCUGGAGCCCGGCCUCUUCGAGCCCCCCGCCGUCGUGGGGAGCCUCCUGUACCCCGAGCCCUGGGGCGCCCCGGGCUGCCCACCCGCCGGGAAGCCGCCCCUGGCCGCCGCCCGCGGAGGCCUGAGCCCCAGCGAGUCCCUGCGCCCCCUGUACCCCGCCACCGCCGCGGACUCCGCCGGGGAGGACGGCCCGGGUCCUGCAGCCGCUUUCGCCCCCUUCUUCCCGGACUGCGCCCCACCGCCGCCGCCGCCGCCGCCCCACCAGGCAUCAUACGACUUCAGCGCCAGUUACAGCCGUUCGCCUUACCCCGGCCUCUGGCGUCCGGACGGGGCCUGGGACGGAGCACCGGGGGAACCGGGGGUGCACCCCGACUGACUGCGAGCUGCCCCGCACCCCCGAGACCGCCGCGGGGUGAGCCCUGCUCCCGGCGUCGGCAGAGCCUGCAGAAGGACGGAGACGCACGCGAGGUGCACGGGGCGCUUCAGAAAC
This is a messenger RNA of Octodon degus (degu), 1077 nucleotides long. RefSeq names its product family with sequence similarity 181 member B (gene Fam181b). Lineage: Eukaryota; Metazoa; Chordata; Mammalia; Rodentia; Octodontidae. The transcript has 2 exons. The record is from RefSeq and is a predicted model, not a curated record. Bases 43 to 963 code for a protein of 306 amino acids.